This is a messenger RNA of Apodemus sylvaticus (European woodmouse), 438 nucleotides long. Its product is annotated as 60S ribosomal protein L36a-like. The coding region runs from base 37 to 357 and encodes 106 amino acids. Gene Ontology annotation, biological process: translation. NCBI's taxonomy places the organism in Eukaryota, Metazoa, Chordata, Mammalia, Rodentia, Muridae. Gene Ontology annotation, molecular function: structural constituent of ribosome. Gene Ontology annotation, cellular component: ribosome; cytosolic large ribosomal subunit. The transcript has a single exon. The record is from RefSeq and is a predicted model, not a curated record.
AGAGUUAAUGUGCUGCUUUUCUGAGCUCCUGCGAGCAUGGUGAAUGUUCCCAAGACCCGCCAAACAUUCUGCAAAAAAUGUGGGAAGCACCAACCCCACAAGGUGACACAGUACAAGAAGGGCAAGGAUUCUUUGUAUGCCCAGGAAAAGCGGUGUUAUGACAGGAAGCAGAGUGGUUAUGGUGGGCAGACUAAGCCUAUUUUCCGCAAAAAGGCUAAGACUACAAAGAAGAUUGUGCUGAGACUGGAGUGUGUGGAUACCAGCUGCAGGUCUAAGAGGAUGCUGGCUAUUAAGAGAUGCAAGCAUUUUGAAUUAGGAGGCGACAAGAAGAGAAAGGGCCAAGUGAUCCAGUUCUAAACCGAUUUUGUUAUGGCAACAAUAGAAUCAUGACCUUUCACCCCCUUUGAUUGUAAUUGGUUUUUUGGGAGAGAAUACAAU